AUGGCAGUGGCGGCGGCGGCGGGGGUGCGCCAGCAGACGAGGCCCUGGUGGGCUCCGGUGAUCUGGCGGAUGCCGUGGCUGCCGCUGUUGCUGGCGGCGGCCGGGUUGGUGCGGGCGGCGCCCCACGUGCCGCUGGUGCUGUGGUCCAGCGAUGGCGCCCGCUGGGCCCCCGCAGCCCGCACGCACGAGGGCCACGUCGCCAGCCGCACCCAGCUGCCCGCCUUCCUGGCCCCGGCCCUGGAGCAGGGGCCCCGCACCGUGCUGCUGCUCCUGCGGGACCAGCUGAGCCUGGAGGACUUCACGGCUCACGGGGACGCGUUCGUCCAUCUGCAGCGGGCCUUGGCGCUCGCCCCGGCCUCCCUGGUCCUCCCCGCGGUUGAGUGCUCCGCCGUCAGCGCGCUCACCGCCCACCUGCGGGACAAGCUGGGGGCCAGGCCCCUGCCCCCGGACCCGGACGCCCUCCGGGGGCUGAAGCGCGAUGCCAGCCGCCCUGCCCUGCUGCUCCUCCGCCUGCCCCGGCCGGCCGGCGCCCGUCCCCUGGCGCCCAGGGACGUCCUCAGGCGCAGUGAUGAGGCCAUCGGGCGGGUGCUGGCCGCGCUCCGAUCUGAAGAUGUCCCUUACACCGCCGUCCUCACCGCAGUCCGCCCCUCCGGGGUGACCCCCGACGGAGCCGUGCUGGCUGGUGGCUUCGGGCGCCAGCUGCUUCAGACGCAGCCUGCGGAGCCGGUGGUGAUCCAUCCUCCGGUGACUUUCAACGACACGGUCCCGCGCAUCCUGUUCUGGGCCCAGAACUUCUCUGUGGCCUACAAGGACCAUUGGGAAGACCUGACCGCGUUCACCUUUGGGGUGCAGAAGCUCAACCUGACGGGCUCCUUCUGGAAUGCCUCCAUUGCUGGUCUCUCCCUGACCUACCCACAGCUCUUCGGUACCACGGUGACAUUCAAGUUCAUCCUGACCAACCGCUUCUACCCAGUGUCUGCCCGCCGCUGGUUUGCCAUGGAGCGCCUGGAAAUCCACACCAACGACUCUGCCACCCACUUCAACGCUUCCCAGGUCACAGGGCCCAGCCUCUACUCUUUCCAUUGUGGCUAUGUCAGCAGUCUCCGGAAGUAUGGCAGCCUCCUGGUGGCGGCCAAGGAGCCCUCCCUCUGGCAGGUGACUCUGAAGGACUUCCAGAUCCAGGCUUUUAAUGUGACAGGCCAACGGUUCUCCUAUGCCAGCGACUGUGCCGGCUUCUUCUCCCCGGCGAUCUGGAUGGGGCUGCUCACCUCUCUCAUCAUGGUGCUCAUCUUUACCUACGGCCUGCACAUGAUACUCAUCCUCAAGACCAUGGAUCGCUUUGAUGAUCAUAAAGGCCUGGCUAUCUCUUUGACCCAAAUUGUAUGAGCUGUGGCCCUGAGGGU
Dipodomys spectabilis (banner-tailed kangaroo rat) is the source of this 1403-nucleotide messenger RNA. RefSeq names its product V-type proton ATPase subunit S1-like. The record is from RefSeq and is a predicted model, not a curated record. The transcript has a single exon. NCBI's taxonomy places the organism in Eukaryota, Metazoa, Chordata, Mammalia, Rodentia, Heteromyidae. Gene Ontology annotation, cellular component: proton-transporting V-type ATPase complex. Bases 1 to 1386 code for a protein of 461 amino acids.